AUGGGAAGAGAAGUCUACAGUCCUGCUAUCACGGCUCCUGAUGCGACCACCACAUGGCAUGUUGGUUCUACCGUCGAAGUUAGGUGGGAUACAUCGAAUGCACCAGAAUUCGCAAGGAACUACACGGGCAGACUUGUCCUUGGCCACCUCGACGGAGGCUAUGAUGAACACCUAAACCUGGACAAUCCCCUCGCAGACGGCUUCAACAUCACAAAAGGACACGUGAAGGUCGUGGUGCCGAAUGUCAGUCCAGCUGAUGAUUACAUUGUCGUGUUAUUCGGAGAUUCUGGGAACAGGAGUCCUGAGUUCACAAUUAUGUUGUGA
Messenger RNA from Laetiporus sulphureus 93-53, 324 nucleotides. RefSeq lists its product as uncharacterized. The transcript has 4 exons. Lineage: Eukaryota; Fungi; Basidiomycota; Agaricomycetes; Polyporales; Laetiporaceae. The record is from RefSeq and is a predicted model, not a curated record. The coding region runs from base 1 to 324 and encodes 107 amino acids.